ACUUUAGACCCCGCAUUGUCUUCUUCGCCGCCAACAUGGGGAAGUUUCUAGUCGAGCCAUUCACUGGCCCUGACAGAGAGCCGGCUUGGAGACGAAGGGCUCGGUCUCCUCUGUUGCCUAUUCUUGUCAUCUUAGCAGUAAUUGUCACUUGGUACAGUCCUAUAGACACGAAGUUUGGCAGCAAGACCGUUGAUCAUCCUUUGGACCGUCAGUCCGAAAUCGUCCCUUCGACGGCGAAACACCCGUUCUACAAUCCGACCCCGACUCAGGAAGAAGAACAAAAUGCUUUUUAUACCCCGGACACUAUGGACGCACAGCGGCCAAAGACAGUCGCCGUUAUUGUAGAGACCAGCGCAUCACGUAUGGCCAGUCUGGUACCUGCUUUGGUACACACUUCUGCAGCACUUGGCCCUCAGUGGCCCAUCGUUCUCGUCACACGCAAGGAAAAUUGGAACGCAAAGUUCCGCCCAGCUCUUCGGCGCCUUCUCGAGGCCAAGCAAGUUCAGGUUACGUUUAUUCCAGACUCCAUGAGUGUGGCCACUACCUCUUUCGUUUUUCCUUACACCGCCAACUCUUGGCUGUGGAAGCAUUUUAGAGAUGUCGACCAGGUGCUCCUUCUCCAAAGAGACAGCAAAGUCUGUUCCACAUCAACACCAAACCUCGACAAGUUUCUUGAUUGGGAUAUGGUCAGCGUGUCCAGAAACCCAGCGCUUGGGCAAAGGUCUGAUGAUGGCGUGUCUUUACGCAACCCAAAGAUGAUGGCCAGCAUCGCAAGGGAUCUUGAAGGAAUUUCUGGGAUGGGCGAAUUCCUGUUCGACGAGCGGUGGCUGCUCAGUGAAGCCAAGAAGCGCGGUGCACGUCUGCCAGACGAGGGCGUAGCCAUGGAGUUUGCCCUCGAGGUGGCAAGCUGUGAAUAG
This is a messenger RNA of Colletotrichum godetiae, 917 nucleotides long. RefSeq lists its product as uncharacterized. The record is from RefSeq and is a predicted model, not a curated record. Lineage: Eukaryota; Fungi; Ascomycota; Sordariomycetes; Glomerellales; Glomerellaceae. The coding region runs from base 36 to 917 and encodes 293 amino acids. The transcript is spliced from 2 exons.